Molecule: messenger RNA, 3138 nt
Organism: Lampris incognitus (smalleye Pacific opah)
Lineage: Eukaryota; Metazoa; Chordata; Actinopteri; Lampriformes; Lampridae
Gene: dmgdh
Product: dimethylglycine dehydrogenase
Exons: 16
Coding region: 1-2643 (880 amino acids)
Cellular component (GO): mitochondrion
Molecular function (GO): protein binding; oxidoreductase activity
Source: RefSeq, a predicted model, not a curated record
AUGUCCCGGAUCUUUCAUUUGCACAUUCGCUUGCGGAGAAACGUGGCCGCUUGCGGAGGAGUUGCACGACUCCCCCUGCGCGCCAUAUGUUGCACGGCAAAAAAACAAGCCGAUAACGGAGACCCGUCGUCGGCCUUGAGGACGCGGUGGAAGGACACCGCGGACACCGUCGUUAUUGGUGGCGGAUGCGUGGGCGUCAGCUUGGCGUACCACCUGGCCAAGGGUGGCGCGAAGGAUGUGGUCCUGCUGGAGAAGUCCGAGCUGACUGCCGGCUCCACCUGGCACGCUGCCGGUUUGACGACAUACUACCACCCUGGAAUCAACCUCAAGAAGGUUCACUAUUACAGUAUUAAACUGUACGAGAGCCUGGAGGCCGAGACCGGACAGGCAGUGGGCUUCCACCAGCCAGGUAGCAUCCGCAUUGCUUCAACUCCAGAACGAGUGGAUGAGAUUAAGUACCAGAUGUCCCGAACCCACUGGCAUCCGACCCCGCAGUCCAUCAUCGGACCAGAGAAAAUCCAAGAGCUCUUCCCUCUGCUCAACAUGAACAAGGUCAUAGCGGGUCUUCACAACCCAGGAGAUGGUCACAUCGACCCGUACUCUCUCACCAUGGCCCUGGCUGCAGGGGCACGUAUGUAUGGCGCCCAGAUCUACAGCCCUGCCCCAGUCACCGGCCUUACUCCAACCUCAGAGGGCAAGUGGGAUGUCCAAACCCCCCAUGGGACCAUUCGCGCCAACCGCAUCGUCAACGCGUCAGGUUUCUGGGCGAGGGAGGUGGGCCAGAUGAUUGGAUUUGAACACCCGACCAUUCCCGUGCAUCACCAGUAUGUCGUGACAGCCACAGUGCCAGAGGUGAAGGCUCUGAAGACGGAGUUGCCUGUGAUCAGGGACCUGGAAGGGUCCUACUAUCUCCGUCAGGAAAGAGACGGCCUGCUGUUCGGACCCUAUGAAAAGAUGGAGAAGAUGGUGCUGCAGGACUCCUGGGUCAGAGAUGGAGUUCCUCCAGGUUUCGGCAAGGAGCUGUUUGAGUCUGACCUGGAUAGGAUUAUGGAUCAUGUUGAGAUGGCCAUGGAGAUGGUCCCUGUGCUUAAGAAUGCUGACAUCAUCAAUAUCGUGUCUGGACCAAUCACAUAUACUCCUGAUCUGCUGCCAAUGGUCGGGCCACACCAGGGAGCACGCAACUACUGGACAGCCAUUGGAUUUGGGUACGGGAUAAUCCACGCUGGUGGAAUUGGUAAAUUCUUGAGUGACUGGAUUAGGAAUGGGGAACCUCCAUAUGACCUGAUUGAAUGUGACCCCAACCGCUAUGGAAAAUGGACGGAUGUACCUUACCUGUGUGCCAAAGCCAGGGAAUCCUAUGGCUACAACAAUGUGGUGGGUUACCCUAAGGAGGAGCGCUUUGUAGGGCGUCCAACCUGCAGAACAGGUGGCGUGUAUAAUCUUCUAAAAGACAAGGCCUCCAUGGGUUUCCAUGCUGGUUGGGAACAGCCCCAUUGGUUCUACAAGCCUGGGGACGACACUGGAUACAAGCCCAGUUUCCGCCGUACCAACUGGUUUGGACCAGUUGGCAGGGAGUGCGAACUGGUUAUGCAGAAGGUGGGCGUUAUUGACUUGACACCUUUUGGCAAAUUCGUAGUGAAGGGGAAGGACUCGCACAAGUUGCUGGACCGGCUGUUUGCCAACACCAUGCCUAAGGUGGGCCUAACUAAUAUUAGCCACAUGUUGACCCCCACUGGCAAAGUCUAUGCUGAGGUCACCAUUACCCAGCUUGCACCAGGUGAAUUCCUGCUCAUCACAGGCUCAGGGUCAGAGCUGCAUGACCUCAGGUGGAUAGAGAGGGAAGCACUGGAUGGUGGGUAUGACGUGGACAUCAGCAAUGUGACGGAGGAUAUAGGGGUGCUUGGUGUCGCUGGACCAAACUCUCGCAAGGUUCUUCAGAAGCUGACAGAUGAGGAUAUGAGCGAUGCUGGAUUCAAGUUCCUGCACUGCAAGUCCAUCACGCUAGCUGGCAUUCCAGUCAGAGCCAUCAGGAUUUCCUACACCGGUGAGUUGGGUUGGGAGCUGUAUAUUGAACAGAAGCAGAUGGCAGCUGUGUACCAAGCCAUCAUGGAGGCAGGACAGGAUGAGGGCAUUGACAACUUUGGCACCUAUGCCAUGGCCUCCCUUCGACUGGAGAAGGGCUUCAGAGGGUGGGGAGCCGAGAUGAACUGUGACACCAAUCCUCUGGAGGCUGGCUUGGACUAUUUCAUCAAGCUGAACAAGCCUGCUGACUUUAUUGGCAAGGCAGCUCUGCAACAGAUUAAAGCCAAGGGCCUGAAGAGGAAGCUGUCCUACAUCACCAUGGAUACAGAUGAUAUCGACCCUGAAGGCAAUGAGACAAUAUGGCACAAUGGCAAGGUGGUAGGCAACACCACAUCUGGAGCCUACAGCUACAGCAGCCAGCAGAGCCUGGCGUUUGCCUACCUUCCUGUGGAGCUUUGCUCUGUGGGCCAGAAGGUGGAGGUGGAAGUGUUGGGGAGAAGGUACCCAGCCAUGGUGGUCCAAGAGCCACUAGUCCUCACGGAGCCCACGAGGACCCGCUGCAAAAGAAAGCCAAAGUAUAGGAGGACCUGUUUACCAUGCAGACUGGCCUUUGCAAAGUGAUGAAGCGCCAACGUCCGCCGCUACCAUACUGUGAUCUCUUCAGAAACCUCCAAAAACCCUUGAUGUAUAUUCCCAUGUAUCAUGCUUUUCAAGUCCCAAAUAUGAUGUGUGAAACACAGACUUCUUCAUGGGGACAGAGUUUGGUCAGCUGAUUGGAAGGAAGUCAGUAAAGCAGCUCGUGGGGUCAUGACGUCAGGCUGUCUGAGUGUGUCUUUCAGAACAAGGAGAAGAAGUGACUAUUUUUAUUAUUAUGUUCUCACCACAGUGUCUUACCAUAUGAUGUUUUUCUAAUGAAAAAGUAAUUGGCUUCUCUUUUUUUUUUUUUUUAAUUCCAAGGAAAGGUUUACAGUUUUUGGAGAUUGUUUAAUGAUGACGCUGUGAUUUUUAUAUCUAAGGGCACAGCAUUUUUUUUUUUGUAAAUCAAUUUUUUUUUUAACUUUAUUUAUAAGAAAAUUAAUGUACAUUUAAAACCUGGACUAAUUAAAGGCAUGCUCU